Messenger RNA from Xylaria bambusicola, 2301 nucleotides. RefSeq lists its product as uncharacterized. The coding region runs from base 251 to 1654 and encodes 467 amino acids. The transcript is spliced from 3 exons. The record is from RefSeq and is a predicted model, not a curated record. NCBI's taxonomy places the organism in Eukaryota, Fungi, Ascomycota, Sordariomycetes, Xylariales, Xylariaceae.
CGCACGCACGCACGCACGCACGCAACCUAACUGUAUCUACCUGCCCGCUACGGACUUUCGUCUCGUCUGCCUGCCCUAGCGGAACAAAUCUAACAACAGGUCCGAUCUUAACGAGUCCCGUCACAGAUCCCCAGAUUUGCCUGCCCUCGCGCGUUCACGCCCACGUCACGCCCACGCCCUCCGCCCUCCGCCCACGCUUGCCCAGCCCUGCCAGCUGUGUGCUAGCUUUUGCGACAGCCUGUCGUGAGCCAUGUACGCCGGCAACUAUGGGUAUCCCAAUAAUCCUGCUGGCUCACCACAAUACAAUGGCGCCCCACCCCCGGGCUCCCAGCAGAACUCUGCCAUGCAGCCUGGGACGGCUUCCAACCAGAUGAUGUAUAAUGCUCAGCAGUUUCCCAUGGGCGCCCAGCCUGGUACUGCCUUCCCCGGCAAUCCUAAUAUGAUGGCUGGUGUAGCUCCUCCCGGUAUGAUGCAGAACACCGGCAUGCCGCACAUGGCCAAUGCCAAUGGCCAAAUGCCUAAUUUUCAACCUCCGUACUCGAACUCCGCCUACGGCGCUGGCGUCCCAAGCUCCGUCCCACCUCAAAUGAAUAUGCCUCCCAAUUACGCGAUGGGGACUGGCAUGCCCAUGGCCGGUUUCCCUAUGCAGCAAGGCAUGAAUCCGCAACAGCAGCAGCAAAUGAUGCAGCGUAUGCAAGUGUCUCAGCCCAACCCCAAUAUGUCAACGCCUACACCUCAACGGAACUUCCAAGGCCAACCUCCACAAGGAACACCGACUCCAGGCAACGGACAACCUCUGCAGCAGCCUCAGUUUCCUGGGCCGCCAAAUGUACAAGGACCGCAUCACGGGCAGCCAGUAAACAAUACCCCACAGCAGCAGCAACACCAACACCAACCAAUGCCUCCAUCGCAAACACCAGUGCAAACACCGACCUCGAACAAUAUCCAGACACCCCAGACACCAACCUUUCCUCCUCAUGCCCAAGGUGGGGGUCCCAAUGGCAUGUCAUCAGCGUCCACCCCUUUAAGCCCUGGGGCGGACCCUAAGGAUAAAGAGCGGGUGGGUGUGAUUUUGGAAAUCAACAAUGAACUACUACUCGAAGCUGUGCAGAUUCAAAGUACUCAGCACAUCAUUAAGAAGGAACGUGCGGCUAUGAACGGUACCGAGGGCCACGUAAUAGAUGGGGAUAAGAAGUCUGCGGAAGAGGAGCAGCUUGCACAGGAUUACAUUCAUUGUAUGCGUAGACUUCAAACAAAUCUGGCGUAUUUGGCAGGUCUUGCCGAUAAGGAAAGAAAGCCUACCCAGCCAUCUCAACAGUUUCCUGCAUACCUGAAACCACCACCAUUGAACGCGAGUAUCAAGCUGAGGCAGGUCCAAACUCAGGAAGGUGGCGAAGUCAAGACAGAUAUGAUAGAUCGAGAGGAGACGAUAAAAUAUAUUGGGGAGCUAUAUAAGAAGCUUCAAGCUCUUUUUCCUGAAAUGGACCCAAACAAAGAGCCGGGCGCUCGGCCGACAGCUCAAGCGAUCAACUCGACACAGUCUGGCUCCCAAACGCCAGGUCAAGCCAGUCCAGUUCCAGGAAAGCAGUCGACACCAAUCAUGACAACUUCUGCACCACCACAGCUUAUGAAUACUGGUGUACCUGCUCCAUAAGAUCUUUGCAAUGGGUGUAUCAAAAUGACUUGUCUUUGAUGCCUGAGGUGUUUGUCUGUAUAAGAAAAGUAUAAUUUCGACAUCUCUUAGCGGAUCUGAAAAAAAAAAAAUACCGGGUUCGCCCUGAGCGACAGUUGCUCCCCUUGUAUAAAGACUGUGGUGGUGGUCUGCAAAGAUCGGUAUAUGAGUGACGUUUUUGGACUUUACCCCAGGCGUUAUUGGAGUUAUUUUGCCUGGGAGACGGGGAGGUUUUCUGUAGACACAAAAUAUAUAUUCGACUGGCGCGUUGCAAUAGGUAAUACCCAAAGACUUGCCAUUGGGCGAAUGUUAGUGUCUAUCAUUGUACCUGAUCGAUCACCUGGAACUUCUGACACUGGGCAAUCGUAACUACAACUGUGCGUCUAUGUAUCGACUAGUUAAUACCUCUCUCUACAGACUACUCCCAGCUACACAUAGUUACACUGAAGCUGGUGCCUAUCAAGUAAUACAUUCGCUCUAGUCACUGGGUAGCUAAUAAUCAUGUAACAGCGUCUCGUGAGCGUUGGUAAUACCUAGUCUUAUCGAGGGUCACUCUUCGCCGCAAGGAAAUAGCAGACUGGAAGAAAUACCAAGGAAUAGCAUUGAAAUAAAGAGACACCGCAUUUAGA